UUUCCAGGCUGCGGGUGCUGGUGGAAUAUAGGGCUCAUGUGAUCCGUCACAUGAUAGCCGAUCUGCAGAAAGGUGGAAUGGAACAGCGAGUCUGCCUCCUAGGGGUCCUGGCCCUUGCUGUUGCCGCCAAAUGCAGUUACAGCCCGGAACCCGACCAGCAGCGGACGCUACCCCCAGGAUGGGUAUCCCUGGGCCGUGCAGACCCUCAGGAAGAGCUGAGUCUGACCUUUGCCCUGAGACAGCAGAACCUGGAGCGACUCUCUGAGCUGGUGCAGGCUGUGUCGGAUCCUGGUUCUCCUUACUACGGAAAAUACCUAACCCUAGAGGAUGUAGCUGAACUGGUGCAGCCAUCACCACUUACCCUCCGCACGGUCCAAAAAUGGCUCUUGGCGGCUGGAGCCCGGAACUGUCACUCAGUGAUCACACAGGACUUUCUGACUUGCUGGCUCAAUGUCCGACAGGCAGAGCUGCUGCUCUCUGGGGCUGAGUUUCAUCGCUAUGUGGGGGGACCUGCAGAGACCCAUGUUGUAAGGUCCCCACAUCCCUACCAGCUCCCGAAGGCCUUGGCCCCCCAUGUGGACUUUGUGGGGGGGCUGCACCGCUUUCCUCCCACAUCAUCUCUGAGGCAACGUCCUAAGCCACAGGUGGCAGAGGCUGUUGGCCUGCACCUGGGGGUGACCCCAUCCGUGAUCCGGGAGCGAUACAACUUGACAGCCCAAGAUGUGGGCUCUGGUAGCACCAACAACAGCCAAGCCUGUGCCCAGUUCCUGGAGCAGUAUUUCCAUAACUCCGACCUGGCAGAAUUCAUGCGCCUCUUUGGAGGAGGAUUUGCACACCAAGCCUCAGUAGCCCAUGUGGUGGGGACACAGGGCCGGGGCCGGGCCGGGAUCGAGGCCAGCCUGGAUGUGGAGUACCUGAUGAGCUCUGGCGCCAACAUCUCCACCUGGGUCUACAGCAACCCCGGCCGGCACGAGUCACAAGAGCCCUUCCUGCAGUGGCUCCUGCUGCUCAGCAACGAGUCGGCCCUGCCGCACGUGCACACCGUGAGCUACGGCGACGACGAGGACUCCCUCAGCACCGCCUACAUGCAGCGGGUCAACACCGAGUUCAUGAAGGCUGCGGCUCGGGGUCUGACCCUGCUCUUUGCCUCAGGUGACAGUGGGGCUGGGUGCUGGUCUGUUUCUGGAAGACACCAAUUCCGCCCCAGCUUCCCUGCCUCCAGUCCCUAUGUCACCACGGUGGGAGGCACAUCCUUCCAGAAUCCUUUCCGAGUCACAAAUGAGGUUGUUGACUAUAUCAGUGGCGGUGGCUUCAGCAAUGUGUUUCCGCAGCCUUCAUACCAGGAGGAAGCUAUAACCAAAUACCUGAACUCCAGUCCCCAUUUGCCACCAUCCAGUUACUUCAAUGUCACGGGCCGUGCCUACCCAGAUGUGGCCGCACUCUCUGAUGGCUACUGGGUGGUCAGCAACAGCGUGCCUAUUCCAUGGGUGUCGGGUACCUCGGCCUCUACUCCAGUGUUUGGAGGACUCCUAUCCCUGAUAAAUGAACAUAGAAUCCUCAAUGGCCGCCCCCCUCUUGGCUUCCUCAACCCAAGACUCUACAAGCAGCGUGGGGAAGGACUCUUUGAUGUAACCCGUGGCUGCCAUGAGUCCUGUUUGAAUGAAGAAGUGCAGGGUGAGGGUUUCUGCUCUGGCCCUGGCUGGGAUCCUGUGACAGGCUGGGGAACUCCCAACUUCCCAGCUCUGCUGAAGACACUGAUCAACCCUUGACCCUUUCCUGCCAAGGGAGUGGGCCUGGCCCAUCUCAGCUGUGGCUGGGUCACUUAUUCUGCACUGUUGGAAGCCCUGCUGACCCCCAACUACCUGCUGCUGAGAGUUUAUCUCCCUAACCCUGAAAUGCUGUGAGCUUACCUUCCCUCCCAGCCCUACCCUGCACCAGCACACUCAGGUCUCCCUUACUCCUGCCUCAUGUUCCUCUACAGUUACUCUAACUAGUACUAUUCGGGAGUUUCCCUGCUCUCUACCCCACUGCUUGUCUUUUCAACCAGGUUUUCC
Talpa occidentalis (Iberian mole) is the source of this 2054-nucleotide messenger RNA. RefSeq names its product tripeptidyl peptidase 1 (gene TPP1). Lineage: Eukaryota; Metazoa; Chordata; Mammalia; Eulipotyphla; Talpidae. Bases 51 to 1769 code for a protein of 572 amino acids. Gene Ontology annotation, biological process: central nervous system development; proteolysis. Gene Ontology annotation, molecular function: serine-type endopeptidase activity; tripeptidyl-peptidase activity. The transcript has 13 exons. The record is from RefSeq and is a predicted model, not a curated record.